Vicia faba (fava bean) is the source of this 627-nucleotide messenger RNA. NCBI's taxonomy places the organism in Eukaryota, Viridiplantae, Streptophyta, Magnoliopsida, Fabales, Fabaceae. The record is from the annotation of a GenBank genome assembly.
AUGAAAUCACCCUUCACUGAGGCCUGGCACCAAAGAGGAAAUUUGGAGGCCCAAGGCAAAGGCCUUGUUUGGCUACCCCUUGGGCCGGGCUUGCCUUUACUAACUGAAAUUUCAUUUGUGUUAUAUUCUGAAUGUGUUGGAUAUGCUAUGAGACUUGAAAAGCAAUGUGAAGUCCAAAACCAUGAAAUACAAGAGUGUGAACAUAAAAUUGAGGAGAGCUGGUCUGUGGCGAAAGAGGAAGCUGCUAAAUGCAAAGAAGCAAAAGAGGUCAUAAAAGCUUUGGCAUUAUGGCUUCACGCAUUACCAGGAAAAGAUAAUCAUGGAAUAGAGCUAAAAGUUGUGUUACAAGAAUUUCUUCCAAAUUUGGCACCUAAACAAACAAAAAUGAAUACUCCACGAAAUACCAACAUGGAUAGUCUAUCAAAUUCCCCUAUAGUAUUUUACAGUGCAUUAAGAUCUAAAUUAUGUAGAAGUAUGCUCCUCAAUAAUGAAAAAAUGAUGGACAACAACGCUAACCUCAUUAUACCAGAAUCUCAACAAGACACUGCAAAUGGCUUGAAGGUUGAAUGGGUAGAACAGUAUGAGAAUGGUGCUUACAUCACAUUGACAACCUCUCCAAGUGGAUAA